Messenger RNA from Cyprinodon variegatus (sheepshead minnow), 2793 nucleotides. RefSeq lists its product as uncharacterized. Lineage: Eukaryota; Metazoa; Chordata; Actinopteri; Cyprinodontiformes; Cyprinodontidae. The record is from RefSeq and is a predicted model, not a curated record. The transcript is spliced from 2 exons. Bases 285 to 2075 code for a protein of 596 amino acids.
CAACAACAUUUACAACAAAACAACCCACAAGUGGAAAACCAACCUCUGGAUCAACAACCAUUCAUGGAGAAAGUGACCAUAUACUGGAAUCAUCCACUGUUUCAGAGGAAACCUUGGGAUCAACACAUAGUUCUCAAACACAAACAGCUACGUUGGUUUCAUCACUACCAAAUUUACAACACACUACAAGUUCAACAACAAAAUCAAAAGCUUCAAAGCUUCCAACAACAUCAACACCACAUAUAGGAGCAACAAUUAAAAUAACUACAUACAAGUUAGAAUCUAUGUCAACAAAACAAACACCGCAAACUACAAGAUCUUUAACAAUUGUUCAAACUGAUGCAAAAACAGAAUUUAGUCCAUCUACAUCAACUUCAACAUCAGUGUCACAUACUGCAACAACCAGUAUUUCUAUGCAGCAAGAAAAAUCAACUCAGAUUACAAGUUUAACUACUAAAUCAGGGAAUCCAGUUCAAACAUCAUCUUUUGCUGUAAAAAACACAGGGACAUUUGCUUCAAAGCAACCCACAACUAUAAAUCCAUCUGGUGGACCAACAACAACUCAAGUUAACACAAUAAGUAGGUCAGCUUCAUUGACAACCAGUCAAACAAUGAUAAUAACAAAGACUAGUGAAAGGGAUAAAACUGCAAACCACUCACAAUCUAGUACAGCAACUAAAACUCCUUAUAAAACUCUAACAUCUAUCACAGAUCAUACAACAAUACCAAUGGGGAAUUCCGAGACAGCAAUUAACCCUGCAAUGCCAUCUUCAUCUAUGACUCUAACAAAAACAACUAUAAAGGCCACAUCUUUAACACCAUCGGAAAUGACAGGAUUGAAAACCGAACUAACCGAAAGGUUCACAAAUACAAAAUCCUUCAACGCAACAGAUCAAACUGCUAGACCAGAUGUUGCUCUAACACAAACGAUAACUAGUGUAGCUAUUCAACAAGAAAAAUUAACAAAGAUUACAAGCUCAACAAUUCAAUCAACUGAGCCACUCGAGAAUUCCUCAUCUGUGAGGACCAGUUCAGAAAGAAAAAUAUCAGCUCCAGCUGCUGCACAAGAACCAACUGCAAAACAAAUAGUGGGACUGACAACAUCUCAAGUAAUAAACAGUGGACAAGUCUCUUUGUCAAAAGCGAGCACAACACAAACUGCUUGGUAUGGGGCAUCCAUGCAAAACUCCACAACCUUACAAGUGGGUCAAACUACUGUGAAAGGUCUAAUAGCUACCACACAUCAUACAUCUACUAACAUGGUGGAGUCCUUUGCAACAACAUCAACCAUGAGACCACCGUCAUCUGUGAUUUCUGCAACAGAACAAACAUCUAUCAGUUCAAUAGGUAUAUCUCCAUAUGUAAAACCAACCACAAUAGACACUGUAGUAACACAAUUACAUAACACUUUGAAUGUAAGUCAAGAGACACAAACUGUAGCUGCAGAAACAACCGAGGCACUUGUACCAGUAAAAUCAUUCACUGCUGAUAAAGAAAGUAUUGGAUCAACAGCAGUUGAUAAAAAAAUUGACUCUGCCGACACCACAAUGUCUAUGGUUACAUCUCCUCAAGAAACAACACCAAGAACCGCUUACACAAUGGCUCUUGGGGAGGAACCAAAAGCCAUAACAGGCAAAGAAGAUCAAAACGUAACCUCUUUACAAAGUUUGCAGUCUUCCAACACAAGUUCACAACCAUCUCUCAGAGCUUCAUUGGACCCAGUCGGCACAACCAGGACCACUUUUUUUUCAAUUAAAAUAGAAGAAAACCAUUCAAAAAGCACAUCCCCUUGGGCCUCUGAGACCACAGAAAUGGAUAAGGUUACAACAAAAUCUACAGAUGUUGAGCAUGAAAGCACAGAGACAACAAACUCAAGUUUACAUGCAUCAUCAGCUAACCAACUACAAUCAACGCAAGUGAAAUAUAAUGCAACUACUUUGCCUGUUUCUCAGAACAGGACAGUGUUUUUCAAAUAUAGUCAGAGGGUUGUUGUUCCAAGGCGUUUAAUCUUUGACUAUCCAGUGGUGGAGCGUGCUACGUUUUUCACAAAUAAUACAGAGAAUGAUGAUGCAUAAAAUAAACUAAGUAUGGAGGCGUUUAUCGUCCAAGAUGAUGGAAACUGCAGAUCUAAUUACUAAUUAGAUAUCUUUUUUAUAUGUAUAUUUUUAACGGCUUUUAUGUUCAAACUUUUUAUAUGUUUCUCUUUUGAUCUGUUAAGAUUUUAUCAACUGUGUAUAAAAUUUAUUAGAAAAGAUGUUUGAUCAUCUUAAAUCUGCAGAGAAAAUUAAAGAUUUAAAUUAUUAGAUGCAGCAUUUGGGCUGCAUCCAGUCUGUAGAAUAUUCAUAAUCAAACAUUCAUGGAUUGUUUAUUUUGUACAUAAAUGCAUUUUUUUUUUAUUGCAGAAUCCAACAUUUACCAUUGUUGUUUAUCUGACAAAAAAGGAUCCUCCGGUGUGUUAGAGUUUAUACUGAUACUGAUACUUUUUACCAGUUUUUACCAAUACAAUAUAAAAUGAAAAUAAAACAUUUUAAGGUGUAAUUUGGGAUAUGAUAUUUGCUGAUGUUUUCAUUUUUCGUGGAUGGACAUUUUUCAAACUAAUAACACAUUCAGCCUAUGGCAAUUUUCUGUACUGAAUAAAGAUAAUAAAGCAGAUGACAGUUAAAGGAAUAACAUAUAAUACAUACUUAUAGUUUCCUAGUUAGGAUACCAUGACAUCAAUUUAGUCAGGAAGCUCGAACCGUAAUGGAUAUGGAAAUCCGUCUGGAGCUGUGGCUAUUCUAAACUGUGCAAUUA